CUCUCCUUUCUUGCGCGUCCCGUCGAGCUUUCGCAAACAAACCACAACCAUCAACACCAAACCCACGCCCAAGGCAAAUCUUCAAGUAUUUCGAUUCUGCACGCUCCCCCUUGACUCAAGGACUUCAUCAAAGUACCUCUUUUACUCGCGCGCUUCAGCCAACUUCGAAGCCGCCUACCACUGCCACUUUCUCGAGUCGCGUUGCGCAACACAACACAGCCUCGUCUGCCAUCCAUCGCAUCACCAUAAAGUCUCAACCCGCCCUCUCUCCAUCACUCCGCAUACUACGGUCAACUUUACGCGAUUACCAAAGCCUAUUCUGCUGAUCUUCACCUUUCGAUCAGUUCCUUCAAAGCCUCAAACAACCCUACAAGUUUCUACUACAAGCCAUCAACAUGUCUGGAAAACUUGAUCAAUCUCUUGAUGAGAUCCUCUCAUCCACCAACCGUCGUUCAUCGGUCAGAGGAGGAGCCAAGGGAUCUGCCGUCACCCGUCGAAGCAGACGAAAUGCAAAGCCAACCGUCGCUCCCCCAGUCGGUGGCGUGAAGAAGCCUCAGCGAGGAGGAAAGACUGGUGCCAAGGCCAUCCCAACAGGACCAUCCGGUUUGAGUGGUGAAAGCAAGAUUUUGGUUAGCAACUUGGUAAGUCUUUUCGUCUUGAACUUAGCCGCAAAUAAUUAACUCGAAACUAGCCCAAGGAUGUUACAGAAGCUAUGGUUAAGGUAUGUUACCAAUGAGGCUUUACAGCCUCAGGAAUUUUGUCGAACUUUCCACCCUCGGCGACGAAUCCAUGAUCCGUAGAUGUGAUCUCAAACCUCGGUCUUCCGAGUUCAAAAAGUGCCCGUGGAAGCAUCACGGGCGCUGUCUCCUUCUCUGUUCUUGCUUUGAAUAUCCCAUGAAGCAUUGGCAGAUUGAAGUCGAGCUUGUUGCAGUCUUGCAGAUGAAUAUGAUUCUUUGGAAGGUAGCCUGGCAAGCACCAUUCAGAACAUUGCAGACAUGGACAAUUUGUGAUACCAUUGUAUCUUUUUAUAUCGAGCGGGCGUCCCAAAUGCGUUACAGCGAGCGGAACAGCGGGUCAAGCAGCAGCACAGCAUGCAUAUCUUUUCAGAGAUCAAAAGCUCCAAGCAGUCUCCCAGCGCGAACAACUGCUAUGGUUCCCCACAACACGACAUCAGCAUGGCAUAGGAGCAUCCUCAAGCGUUUCAAGAUUUCAAGAUUCAACCAACACCCCAAAACAGUAUUGUGUAUCUGGAUCUUCGGGUCCGAUCAUCCAAUAUCGGCUUCGGGAAAACGUGGAAUUUUAUACUUCGGAAACGUCUGAAUGACUUACUAACACCCGCUGCCCGCUCGCUGUCGCUGGUGGUAUUUUUUGAUCACUGGGAUCUAACUUAAUUGUCGAUUAUUUUUCCUUUCAUACCGAACGUCGAUACCGAGAUUCGCAGACUGCCAACAUGAUAUACGGAAAACCAGAUCACUAACCAAAGUUUGGAAAAUAGGAAUACUUUGUGAAGUCCGUUGGCCCAGUCAAGAAAGUUGAAGUAUCAUAUGGGCCAGGAGGUGUUAGCCGUGGAAUUGCUACGAUCUUUUUCGCUCGACCGGAUUCAGCUACCAAGGCCUUGGAAACCCUCAGUGGAGUUUUAGUCGAUGGUAGAUCUAUGAAGGUAUGUCGUCUAGAUCAAAAAAUUGUCUAUUUUCUAUGCUAAUCGAAAUCUAAAGAUUGACAUCAUUCUUGAUGCUCGACGUGCUGCUGCUAUUCCACCUACUAAGGGUCUCGGUGAGCGUAUCACGUAAGUUCAUCCUUGAUACUGUAUAUCUAAAACCUUUCUGACAAUUCUAUUCAGACAACCAAAGUCACAACCUAAAUCCGCAGCUGUCACGAAGGGUACUACUGCAGCACGUGGGAAGGCUGCUCGUGGACGUGGUGGAAAGACUACAAAGAAUGCCCGUCCGGCAAAGAAGACAGCUGAGGAGCUUGAUUCUGAAAUGGCAGAUUACUUUGGCGGAGCCAAUACCGAAGCUGCCCAGCCUGCUGCCAAUGGAACCAACGGAGAUGCUGCUAUGGAUGAUGAGAUUCUAGUAAGUUGAAAUUUAACUUGGCAGCAUGAUGCAGAAUGUCCUAACCAUGACGCAGUGAACAUGAUGGGUAAAAUCGUUGGGCUUUUGAGGGAGGAAUGAUUUCGAAAUUUGACGUGCGACGCUUCCUUUUUACAACACCACAAAAAACCUUCUACGCAUGUAUUACUGCCUGGCAUGCGAGUCACCCCGAGACUGCAUACCUUUUUUCUUUGUCUUUGAUGCGGGGAGGGAACACUUAGCGCUCGUCAUAAUAGCUAUUCGGCUGCCGGAGUUUUUCAAUCGGUAUCCGUUGAGAUUGUAUCUUCAAGGGUGGGAGGUUGAGCGUGUAACGGACCGGAAAGGAAUGAAAUAUCGAAACGAUCCUAUCCACCUCUUUUUCCGAUUAUUUUUUUCAGUGUCAGCUUUUGACCUUCCAUGCGAUGAGCAGCAACCGCUUUCUUUAUGCUUGGCUUGACUAGCUGGCUUGACUAGCGAGCUCCCAUGGGAACAUCUUUCCAAUUGGUAACAAUUGGGAUGGGGGAAUGCACAGAUUUCUAACCAUGGGGCGUGCAGUGCGGGUCGUUUGCUGUCAAUAUCAAACCAUACGACCGUGUUAACGAGUUUCCGAGUGUAUACGUGUCACAAGAGAGCAGUGCUGCCUACCAAAGUCUCACAUCCUCCAGCGACCAUUUCAUAAAUGUUCAGUUCGCUUGCUCGCUGGAAGUCGUCCCAUCCAUUGCAGUUGUAAUGCAAUCGCACAUAAGUGCUUACUUGCUUGACUUACUAACUUUCCUUAUCGCUCCUUCUACUUUGGCCAUCGUAUUCCCUACGUAUAUCGAACGCUGCUUCCCGAACCAUAAACUUCGUAUCAGUCAAUGCCCGUCCAUCGUAUUCCGAAACUGUCAACCCGAUGUUGUCCGCCAGAUCAUACUUAAUUCUCGCCGUAAUUGCAAUGACGGGUUCGCAGCUUGGUUCUCUUUGUGGAUCUUCCUGAAGUGUAUCCCUUUGAUGUGCUCGAUUGGUAGAACUUAAGUACCUAAACUUUACAUACCUGUGAGAAUAAUAUUGUUGACGGGGUUAUGCUGAUGUGAUUUAGGGUCCUAUUUUCGAUGCUUUUUGGCUUCGCCUUCAUGGAGCUUUUCUGUAGGUUGUGGUACUGAUAUUCACUUGCAGUGGAUGUGAAGAGGGCGGGUUUGUUAUCCUUUCCAAUGUCUAAAUGUGAUGGUUUUGAGCGUCAAUCAGGUAGGUGGAUGGAAGUAAGAGGCUUCAAAACUUGAUAAACACAGCUCCGCGGGUGGCUAACCCACUUAGGUAUGUAAGUGCAUAUGAGGUUUGGUUGUCUAUGACGGGAGAAGGGAACUUACUCUCUAGACUUAAUCCCUGGAAUGAUUGUUCCGAGAUACAUACAUGUAGGACUCUAGCUAUAGAUCAAG
Messenger RNA from Hymenoscyphus albidus, 3487 nucleotides. Lineage: Eukaryota; Fungi; Ascomycota; Leotiomycetes; Helotiales; Helotiaceae. The record is from the annotation of a GenBank genome assembly.